AUGCGCAACUCUAAAGGCCAUCUAAACGGGCCGACUUCUACCAAAGGGCUCGGUCUAUCUCAUAAACGCUCCGGCUUCUUAUCACGAAUCAGCCUUGGGUGUACCUCAAUAAAUUCUUUCGACAGCGAGGAUUUUACACCGGAAAUUUCUCAGCUAGUCAACGAAAAGACGAUAUCAGUCGAUCAUCUUCAACUUUAUCAACCCCGCACAUUUGUUCCCUCUGUUGCUUAUUCUCCGGCUGCAGUACGUUUGGAUUCUAAUGAGGAAGAAAGAGCCUUCGAAGCCUUUCUUCAGGAAUAUCCCGAAUAUCAAUUAACCUGGAUACUGGACACCCUUCGCCGCACAGAUUUUGCUAGAUUGGAGCGAGCAGACGAAACCUAUGUAGACUACAUGGGGGGAUCCCUUUACCCGGAGAGCCUGAUCAGGGCCCAUACCGAUUUCCUGAAUGGCAGUAUUCUCGGAAAUACACAUUCUGUCAGCAAUACCUCCAAGUUAUCCCUAAAAUGUGCAGAUGAGGCACGCCAGUCGGUACUAUCACAUUUCAGUGCCCCCUCGGAUUACACGGUAGUUUUUACCGCCAACGCGAGUGGGGCAUUGAAGCUAGUUGCGGAAUCUUAUCCUUUUACGCAAGGAAGUAGCUUGGUUCUCGGAACCGAUGCACACAACAGCGUCCACGGAAUCCGAGAAUUUGCUAAGGCUAAGAACGCCGAAGUAGCCUAUAUACCUUCAACUUCUCGAGGAGGAUUUGAUGUCCAAACGGCAAAGAACAUACUUCUUCAACACCGGCCGAGAUCUACGGACACGUCUCCAAGCCUGUUUGUGCAAACGAGCCAGUCAAAUGUGACAAACAGCAAAACACCUCUCUCCAUGACGGAGUAUGCUGCAUCGCUCGGGUAUCACGUUGUUGUAGACGGUGCCGCACUAGCCCCAACAUCUAUCGUCAAUCUCUCACAAUAUCCGAUCGACGCAAUGGCUGUAUCAUUCUAUAAGAUGUUCGGCUACCCUACAGGCGUCGGCGCGUUAAUCGUUAAGAAGUCAUUUUUGGCUCAAUUAAAACGACCCUGGUUCGCUGGGGGAACUGUGGACGUAGUUCAGGUACCUGGUGAUAUAAUGACACGAGCGCAUGAAAUGCACGAGCAAUUUGAGGAUGGAACUAUCAAUUAUCUCCAACUAUCAGCCAUUACAAACGGGCUGCGCUUCUUAUCUGCCUACUUACCCUUUUUACCACUUAGGUUAUCUUCGCUCAUUUUCUAUUUAACAUCUACGCUGUCCAAAAUACGACACGACACUUCCGGACGGCCUGUAGUACAGAUUCUGUCCCGAGCACCUACCAAACGGCUUCGUUCCGUUGGCGAUCAGUCAGAUGCGGGUUCCAUUCUGGCACUGCUUUUCUUCAACGCUUCUGGGGAGAUGAUCCCUAAUUCGUUUAUCGAAUACGCGGCAUCUUUACAGAAUAUAUCCUUGCGAACAGGGUGCAUGUGCAAUCCCGGGGGUGCAGCAGCUAUUUUAGAUAUAGUGGAAGAGAUGGGCCGCCUUUACCCCGGUGUCACUUUACAGGACUUUGAAGACAAAAUGGGAAGAGAGCUCGGAGUCGUCAGGAUCAGUCUUGGAAUUGCCACUAAUUUUCAUGACGCAUGGCGGGUCAUUCAAUUUGUGGCAUCCAUUGGAAACGAGUUCAAGCGCCAGAAGCUAUGGAAGCAAUGGGCAGCCACCCGUUCCGAUACGGGACAUGGCCAUGCCUCAUAG
Psilocybe cubensis is the source of this 1746-nucleotide messenger RNA. RefSeq lists its product as uncharacterized. The transcript has 7 exons. Bases 1 to 1746 code for a protein of 581 amino acids. NCBI's taxonomy places the organism in Eukaryota, Fungi, Basidiomycota, Agaricomycetes, Agaricales, Agrocybaceae. The record is from RefSeq and is a predicted model, not a curated record. Gene Ontology annotation, molecular function: molybdenum cofactor sulfurtransferase activity. Gene Ontology annotation, biological process: molybdopterin cofactor metabolic process.